This is a messenger RNA of Aspergillus tanneri, 663 nucleotides long. RefSeq names its product glutathione S-transferase family protein. Gene Ontology annotation, biological process: translational elongation. The record is from RefSeq and is a predicted model, not a curated record. The transcript has 2 exons. NCBI's taxonomy places the organism in Eukaryota, Fungi, Ascomycota, Eurotiomycetes, Eurotiales, Aspergillaceae. Gene Ontology annotation, cellular component: nucleus; cytoplasm. The coding region runs from base 1 to 663 and encodes 220 amino acids.
AUGGCCCCCUUCGGCACCAUCUACAGCUAUCCCAACAACCCACGGGUCAUGAAGAUCCAAGCCUCCGCCAACCUCAACGGUCUAGAACUCGCCAUGGCCGAUUUCGCAAUGGGCCAAACGAACCGCAGCCCGGAGUUCCUGGCGAAGUUCCCACUGGGCAAGGUACCCGCCUUCGAGACCCCCGAUGGCGUGAAGCUGGUCGAGUCGGAUGCGAUCACGCAGUACGUGGCGGAGAGUGGACCUUUGGCCGGUCAAUUGCUAGGAUCCACAACGACGAAGCGUGCGCAAAUCCGACAGUGGAUUGCGUUCGCGGACGGUGAGGUUCUGGAACCAGUGAUGAAGUUAGCUUUAUGGCGCGUCAAGCUGCACCCGUACAAUGAGGCGAUUGAGACGGCGUCGUUGGCUCGUCUGGAGAGGGCUCUGGCGUAUCUAGAGAAACAUCUGGCUGAUCGUACGUGGGUGGCGACCGACGAGCUGAGUCUCGCUGAUAUCACAUUGGCCGCGGCGCUGGUCUGGGGCGUUUCGAUGUCGAUCGAUGCGGAAAUGCGCGCCAAGUAUCCCACUGUUAUCUCCUGGUAUGAGCGAGUGAUCGAGAGUGAAGGAGUCAAGCAGGCUUUUGGCGAGAAGAAGUACAUCGAGAAGCGUGAGGCUCCUCCUUCUUAA